GGGGGGAGGCGGACGAGGUGGACGCCGAGGUGUGUCCCUGCUUGCCGCGACUCGAACCCCGGCUCGAGCCGGGCCGCCCUGCUGUUCUGCUCUCCGCGAGCUGAGGACGCUCCUCCGCCGCUCGGUUCCCGCUCGGGUGCCGAGUCCUGACCAGGGGCCGGGGGCCAGCGCCCCGUCCCCUGCCCUGAGCACCGAAGAUGAGCUUCCUCUUCAGCAGCCGCUCUUCUAAAACAUUCAAGCCCAAGAAGAAUAUCCCUGAAGGUUCUCAUCAGUAUGAACUCUUGAAACAUGCUGAAGCAACUCUAGGAAGUGGGAAUCUCAGACAAGCUGUUAUGUUGCCAGAGGGAGAGGACCUCAAUGAGUGGAUUGCUGUUAACACUGUGGAUUUCUUCAACCAGAUCAAUAUGUUAUAUGGAACUAUUACAGAAUUCUGUACUGAAGCCAGCUGUCCAGUCAUGUCUGCAGGUCCCAGAUAUGAAUAUCAUUGGGCAGAUGGAACUAAUAUUAAGAAGCCAAUCAAGUGUUCUGCACCAAAAUACAUUGACUAUUUAAUGACUUGGGUUCAGGAUCAGCUUGAUGAUGAAACUCUUUUUCCUUCUAAGAUUGGUGUCCCAUUUCCCAAAAACUUCAUGUCUGUGGCAAAGACCAUUCUGAAACGUCUGUUCAGGGUUUAUGCCCAUAUUUAUCACCAGCACUUUGAUUCAGUGAUGCAGCUGCAAGAGGAGGCCCACCUCAACACCUCCUUUAAGCACUUUAUUUUCUUUGUUCAGGAGUUUAAUCUGAUUGACAGGCGUGAGUUGGCACCUCUUCAGGAAUUAAUUGAGAAGCUUGGAUCGAAAGACAGAUAAAUGUUUCUUCUAGAACACAAUUUCCUUCUUCCUUCAUCUCCUGCUAGAUCUUUCUCAUUGCUAUCUUGUAUAGACUAGUGAUACAAACUUUAAGAAAACAGAAAAAGACACCCAUUAUCUGUGUUACAGAUAAAAUUGUCCUAAAGAGAGAGGGUGCCCUGAUAGCUUCAGAGUGAGACCUUGACACAGCCCAGACCGAGGACUGUGUGACCACUCUUGUUACUGUCAUUCUUGGUUGUGACAAAUAACCUGUUGACUUAUUCUUUCACUGAAGAAAGUAAUUGGAUCUAUUUCUGGUGACAGUAUAAUGGACAUUAAGAAUUUUUAGCAAUAAUUUAUUAACAAGUUUCCUAAACAAAUUUCUUAACAGUCAAAUCAGUUUUAUUCUCUUCCUUAUCAUUUAGAAUUUCUGUGUCACAUUAGAUAGCAUUUUAAUUUCAAGUUUGUAUGCUGAUGUUUUUAUAGAUAACAAUAUACCACUUUUCAGCUAGACAAGGUGGAGUACACCUGUAAUCCCAGUUUUUGGAAGGCUGAAGCAAGAAGAUCACAAGUUCAAGGCUAACCUGGGCAACUUAGUAAGACCUUGCCUCAAAAAAGAAAAAAAAAUAUGUAUAUUUUUCAAAAUCUUUGAUUCUGGUUAAAUGAUAUGGCAUAUAUGAAUGGGAUUGACAGAGUUAUUUUUCAAUGACAUAAUUCUAAUCUUUAUUUGGAAUUGUAUUCACAUCUAAAUAAUUAGGAGUGUACUAAAUAAUUUUUCUGUGACUUCUAAGGAUAGUCUUACAAGUUUUAAUUUUUAAAUGCUUUAUUCAAAUUAAUGUUGCUUUGGCUAAGAAAAAGAAAACUUAAAACAAUUGUGACAGACUUAGAUCUUCAAACCACUACUUAUGUUCAUAUUGUUAUUUGUAAGCCUUGCAAUUCUGAAUAAGAGAGUGAAUUUAGUAUUUAGUACUUCAUUAUUUUAUUUCCUAAAAUUUUUUUAUUUUUAUUUUUUACUGUGACUUGACAGUUUGUAUGAGUAGUGUAGGAAUGCACUGAUUUUACACCAAUAAGAUUACAAUUUAAAAAAAAAAAACCUUUAAGGGUAUACUGUAAUAGAUUUCCUAUCGAUUUGUGGGGGUGGGGAGAGGAAGAGAGGGGUAAGAGAGAGGGAAAGAGUUUAAAAGGAGACAAAAUGGAAGAAGUAAAUUUUAAAUCUUACUCAAUUCCAUUAAUAGGAUGGAUUGAGCCUACCUAGGGGUUUUAACCUGUUUUAAAUAAUACAUCAAAACUUGAAAUUCUUUGUAUUGGAUAAAAGAAUCUUCCCUUUCAGUGAAGACUUGCCUGUUUUUCAUGCUUGAAAUAUACCAGGCAUAGAUUUCCUUGAAGACCUGCCAGACUGGCAAAACUUGAGUUUUGUAAACUAUGAUUUUUGCAAAGCACUCAUCAUUUUUCUCUGAUAAAGAUUAGAUUUGAUAAGGCUUUUUUGUUAUUUAUUCCAAUAGACUAUAAAGAAUUGUGUAGAAACCCCAUUUUCAGAAAGUUUCUAAAUAUGCAUAGAAUUGUGAAAGAACUAUUUCAUCUAAUUUAGGCUAAAAACCUUGCAUCACUGCUUGAAUUUAAAAGUGAGUCCAUUGCUUAGCUAGAGAAGAGGACACCCAUCCUUCCACAUUUUAUGAUAUAUUCCAGUCCACAUUUAUGUUUAUCUAAAGGUCUAAAUGUCAGCUGUUCUGCACAAUUAUGUUGAUCAUUUGCAAACAGGAAAGCAGGUUCCUAAGCCACCACCUAGAACAUAAUGACUUCAUAGCCUUUCAUUUUUAAGUUCUCAAGGAAUGAAAUUUUUCAAUAAUGGUUGUACUGUCAUCCCUAAUUCAAAUAUUUUCAAGUAAAGAGGCUCUCGUUUCUAUAUGUUUUCAAUGAUAGAGAUCCUCUCUAUCUUCAUGACUAGGCCCCAACAUGAACCAAAGAUGGUUACAUGCUAGGACAAUAGUACAAGUAGCUUAUUAGUAGAGUAGAAGUCAAAAGUUUGCUGAUAAUUGGAAGUUUUCUGUAGUCUUUGUUUUCUUUUUUCUUUUGCAUUUUAUUGUUAUUAAGUAGUUGUACCAAGGGGUUACAGUUCCAUGAGUCAGGUUGAAUAUAAUGCUUCUUGAGUAGUGUCACCUCUUCCCUUAGUUCUUCCCCAUUUUUCCUUCUUCUGUCCCUAGCCACAAGUUACACAGUUAAACAUAAUGCACGUUGAAUACAAUGACUGUAUUUGCUCACUCUUCUUCCUUCCAUUUUUCUUCGUUUUGCUCCUCCAAACAUAUUUCCAAUCUAUGAGUUUUUUCUUUUUUUUUAAUGAAAACAUUAAAAAAAAUGAAGACAGCUUCUCAAACCAGUCUGGCUUAACAAUGUACCUAAAUAAUGUAUUUGCUUAUUUUGGGAGGGUAGGAGGAGAAGUGGAGGAAGGGAAGAGUGUGGGAAAAGGAUAGCACCUUGCUGAGUCACUCUUGGAUAAUUAUUUGAAGGAAUCAUUAUCUGUAUUUGCCCAUACCCAGGGCCUGCCUCUGCUGCAACACUUCCUUCCCUUUACUCUGCUAAGAAAUCAUCUCCUCUCAGCAUCUCAUCUUGUCAUACAAUCAGUGGGUGGGAAGUGCUUACUAAAUUAUGAAGUUAAUCCUGUGGUGCUUUAAUUUUCAGGCCUUUAAGAAAAACUUGGACAGUAUAUAUAGAUUUAAAAAACACACUCUUGUACUAUGGUUUUUACAUUGACAGCCAAAUAUAUCAUUUAUUCUCCUUCACAUUGUGAAUAAAGUGACUAAAGGCGCCAGUUAAUAAGGUAUUCAUUCUAUCUUAGACUUUAAGAGCACUAGUUCAGACAGCUACUUACUGGAGAAAUGCAGAUCUGUCUUCUCCAUGACUGAUAACAAAAGCAGAGUUUCUGUAGUGCAGACACAACGGCAACUUCUUGCAAACUUAAGGGUUCCUGUUUAUACUAUUGGCUUCAUUCUGAACAAUGAAGUUAUACUAGCAGAAGAACUUCUUAAACAUAUUACCUCAGAAUCAUAAUCAUGUCAGGCCCAAAGAGUUGUAAACCUUAGAAGUGUGUCUGUAAGCAGCUCCAGGCAUGAUGCUGGGGCUGCCCUGCCUCUUCCUUGAGGCUGCCCCCUGCCACUAAGAAACCCUGGCCAGGAAAAUGUUGGCCUGGCCUGCACACCAAACACUGAGCAUUUUUUUCCUGCUGAUAUCAGGACAGUAAGUGGAUUUGGACUUAGUUUUACUGUUGUAAAAUUGCAGCAAACAGGAAGUAAGAGGCAUCUUCCUAGUUUCAUACUCAGUUUUAAUAUUUCUGGACUGUAAAAGGCUUUGGAAGAUAUACAUGUGGCAACAAUUUUACUGAAGCAUUGAAAUUCACUUGAGUUUUUUCUUGACAGAUUUUAUUUCCAACAUGUAUUCUGCAACUCCACAUGAAUUACCAGUGUGUUAUAGACUGAUUGUAGAACAGCAUUCUGUUUGGCCUACAUCAAAAGUAGUCUUAGUUACCACCUAAAUAUUUUUGAAUGUUCUUUACAUAAAAAUUUAUGUUGUAUUUUUAAACCUUUUGGAACUUUAUCUAUUUUUCUAAGUCAGUUAACUGUACUUUUCAAAAUAAAAGUAUUUUGUAUCUACUUUUGUAAUUUCAUCAGAAUAAAAUAUAUUGAAAGCAAAAAUGA
Dipodomys ordii (Ord's kangaroo rat) is the source of this 4516-nucleotide messenger RNA. RefSeq names its product MOB kinase activator 1A (gene Mob1a). Lineage: Eukaryota; Metazoa; Chordata; Mammalia; Rodentia; Heteromyidae. Gene Ontology annotation, biological process: hippo signaling; positive regulation of protein phosphorylation. Gene Ontology annotation, molecular function: protein kinase activator activity. The record is from RefSeq and is a predicted model, not a curated record. The transcript is spliced from 6 exons. Gene Ontology annotation, cellular component: nucleus; cytoplasm. The coding region runs from base 198 to 848 and encodes 216 amino acids.